GUCGAUCCAUCUUUCCGGCAAGUCAUUGAACUUUCCUCCGACGGCACCGGGGUUGCCUCCGCGGUUGCUUGGUCUCCCGCUGUGAUGGCUUCCGGAGAAGUAGCAGCCUCUUUGGACGAUUGUAUUGGAGUAUUUUCACAUAAUUUAGAAGGUUCUUUUUGUUGGAGCCAGACUGCAAUACUUGUGCAAGGAACAAAGGUUGAAGCCAUUCGAUGGACAGGCUCAGGAGAUGGUCUUAUCUCAGUUGGAAUUGAUGUUGUCUUAUGGAGAAAGAAGGGCUGGUCUUGGGAAAUAGCUUGGAAAUUCAGGCCGGAGUUUCCUCAAGCUUUGGUUUCUACUACCUCAUCCAUUGAAGGGCCAUUUGCAACUGCACCUCUAAAUAAACCGCAAAAUGGGGAUUCAACAGCUGUGACAAAAGAUGUCAGCAGAUGUGUAUUGAUUGGUCAUGGGAAAUCAAAGUACAUCAAAGCUGAGCUCCGUCAUCAUGUGCCUGUUUCCAUGAUUCAGUGGAGGCCUUUGGUAGCUAACCAAUGGAAAGAGAAACCAAAACAUCUGCUGAAGCUGGUUUUGUUAACAUGCUGUGCUGAUGGAACUGUAAGGUUGUGGAGUGAGAUCGAUGAUGGACGGGCCAGGAAGACUGGGAAGGGCCAAAAUGAUCAAAGACCAACAGGGUCAUCUUUUCGAGUUGCUGCCACAAUUGAGAUAAAUCAAGCAGUAAACGGUAUUCUGGGUUCUGAUGUGUUUGUAAGAUGGGCCUCCGAACUUGAUGGUAUUGUUAAUAUUGGUAAAGAAGCUAGCCAAUAUUUUGCUUCAGAAGAGUAUCACCAUGGCAAAGCUGGCAAGUGUGACUGGCUAAUUUGUUUUGGCCCUCAAAUGCUGGUAACCUUCUGGGCUGUCCACUGUAUUGAUGAUUUUUCCCCAUUGAGAUUCCCACGAGUGACCUUGUGGAAAAGGCGAGAGUUAUUGGGUCUUAAAAAAGGAGCAAGCUUUCUACUUCACAAGGCUGUUAUAUCAAGGAAUGGAUUCUUUGGCCCACCGGACGUAUGCUCUGUAGUUCACUUAUUACCGUGUAAUCAUUUGGUGUGGUUACAGUUUUAUGAACACACAUCAUCGGAUGCUAAUAAAAUAUCUGAUAUGGAGGAUUCUCUGUCGUCUAUUGCUAAUAGAACUUUAAACAUAGAUGGUCAUACCGGAAAGAUUUUACAAAUUGUAUUGCAUCCUUAUGGAUGUUAUCCUAAACUGGCGGUUUCUUUGGAUACUGAUGGUGUGAUUUUGUUUUGGUCACUUUCCAACAGUAUCAUGGGUUUAUCAGCAUUGAACUCUGGCUGCAAACUUUCUGGCAAAUUUGUAGUUCAGGAUUCUCAAUGCAAAUACACUAGCUUGAGGUGGGCACCUGCAAUAAUACAUGAUCACAGGAUUCUAUUAAUGGGGCAUGCUAGAGGCAUAGAUUGCUUUGUAGUUAAGGUUUGUGAAAAUGAAGACCUAAUAUUGUGUCAUAAAUUAUGUACUAUCCCUUUCACUGGUACCUGUGAUGAAGACGGACCAACCAGUAUCUGGUCAAUUCCUUUGACUUCUACGUGUAGCAACUUUCUAUAUAACAACUUUAUAGUGGUAGCUAUACGGAAAGGGAACUUUCAGGCAUUAUCAUGGAAAAUUACCAUUCAUCCUUCAGAUCCACACAACCAUGAUAGCAUUACAAGCUUUGCUGUUGUUGGUCUGUAUAACUUCUCUACAGCUAAACAAGAGCAAAAUGUUGGUAGUGGAAUGUUCAGCAAUUAUGUUGCAUAUCACAUGGUUACUGGCUGUUUUGAUGGCAGUUUAAAACUAUGGAGAAGUAUGGCUGCUGAAUCACUUAACUUGGAUCAAGAGUGGAAACUGGUAGGCAUGAUUGCCUCUCAUGAGGGCCCCAUUACGAGAGUAAGUCCAACUGAUUGUGGUCGAAAGAUUGCAACUAUAUCUACUGUCCAUGAGUCAAAUAAACAUAGCACUCUUCACAUAUGGGAAUCUGUGUACCUCGGAGGAAAUGGGAGUUUUUUACUUGAAGACACUAUAUAUCUUGAUGGAGUGGUUGUUGCUUUAAAUUGGUUGACAAUAGGUAAUGGUCAGCUACUGCUUGGAGUUUGCUUGCAGAAUGAACUGCAAGUGUACUCCAUGAGGCGUCGUGGAGGUCAAAGUUUUAUAGAUUCACAAAAAUCUUUGGAUAGAAACAUGUGGUUUUGUCUUGCAAAAACUCAUACUCGCACCGCCAUCCGUGAUUUCAUUUGGGGACCUAAAGCAACAGGUGUGAUUGUUCAUGAUGACUACUUUUGUCUUUUCAGCCAGUUGUUACUCCCUAGCAACCAGAGACACAUGUCUAAGUGUCAUCAGAAUAUUUGUGAAGAUAAUUCUUUUGAUAAUGAUGGUAGAUCAGAUAGAUGUAUGCUUCCUGAAGUUUUUAGUGAUUCUGAUGCUCAUGCUUUUGAAACAUUGACAUUGAAGGACAGCACUGAACCAUGCCUACCCAGAUAUCCUAUAAAAAUGAACAUGGAGAAUUGUAUAUUUUCAAGCAUAUCUGGAAGCGAUAGACAUAAAUAUCAUACCAGUACAGAGAUUGGUUUUUGCAGCAUCUUGGAAAUAGCAGCACAUGUUGGUGGAACUCUACCCACCUACCACCCUGAAGCUCUCCUGGUGAAUAUAUAUUCAGGCAAUUGGAAACGUGCACGAAGUUCCCUGGGGCAUCUCUUUGAACAUCUUACUUCUAAUAAUGCGGAUUGGAAAGGAAAUCGUACUGCUAAGUCUGGCCAUAAAAUUCCACAAAUCGGCUUGUUGGACUAUGUUGAAGGACUUAUCUCAACAAAUGGCAAUGCAAAUGUAGGCACGUCUUCCAGUUUCCGGUUAGAUACAUUUAAUUACUCUGAUUGGGAUUCUAAUGCUUCUAGCAAUUCAUUAAAUUCGACUUCUACAAGAUCUGGAUGGAGUGGAUUCACUGAUUCCCUUGAGAAGUUACAGGAUAUUUCAGCUAUAACAAAUAUUGAAAAGAUACAUAUUCUUGCUGUUAUUGAUCUUCUUGAUGAAAUUUGUAAUUCAAACGCAUCUUCGCCAUAUGGAGGCCUUGACGAACCUGGUCGUAGGUUCUGGGUUGCAGUAAGGUUUCAGCAGCUUUAUUCUGUCAGGAGACUGGGGAGAUUGCCAUCCAUGGGAGAGUUGGUCAUUGACUCAGCCCUUAUUGGUUGGGCUUUUCACUCUGAUUGUCAAGAAAGCUUGUUUGAAUCUCUUUUGAAUAACGAAUCAUCUUGGCAUGAAAUGCGUAACAUGGGUGUUGGAUUUUGGUACACGAAUAAAUCACAGUUGCGAGUAAAGAUGGAGAGGCUGGCAAAACAGCAAUAUCUGAAAAGUAAGGAUCCAAAGGCUUGCACACUUCUGUAUGUAGCUUUAAAUAGGCUGCAAGUUUUGGCUGGUCUUUUUAAAAUCAGCAAAGAUGAAAAAGACAAGCCACUGGUGGCAUUUCUUUCACGCAAUUUUCAGGAGGAGAAAAAUAAGGCUGCUGCUUUGAAAAAUGCUUAUGUGUUGAUGGGAAGACAUCAGCUGGAGCUUGCUGUAGCCUUUUUCAUGCUUGGAGGUGAUACUGCUGCUGCUAUCAAUAUUUGUGCAAAAACUCUUGGGGAUGAGCAGCUUGCUCUUGUAAUUUGUCGUCUUCUUGAAGGGUAUGGUGGGCCAUUGGAACACCAUCUUAUAUCAAAGGUCCUGUUGCCAUGCGCGUAUGAAAAUGGUGACUACUGGAAAUCAAGCUUUCUGGAGUGGAUAUUAGGGAAUUACUCUAAAGCUUUUCUGAGCAUGCUUGGUGACCAAGUUAAUUCUCCAUGCAAUAACUCAACCCUCUCGUCCAACCAUGCAGCCUUUAUAAAUCCCAGCAUUGGCCAAUAUUGCCUAAUGUUGGCAACCAAAAACCAGAUGAAGAAUGCUAUUGGAGAACAAAAUACUGCAAUCCUUGGUAGAUGGGCAAUUUUGAUGAGCUCUACUGCAUUAAGCAGAUGUGGUUUACCUCUUGAAGCUUUGGAGUGCCUAUCAUCUUCACUCAGCAUGUUCAGUGCUUCAAGUCAAGGAAGUGCAUCAGAUAAUUCCGAAACUAAAAUUCUGAAUGAGAGACUGAAGCCAUCUGCAAGUAUUUCUUCCUCAAGCUGGAUGUCAGGAGACGUGGCAUUGCUUAUGCUCUCACAUGCCAAGUACAGUUUUGCAUUGCAAUACAUUACAAAUUUAUUGAUAGAACAUCCAAGUUGGCCAGAAAACAUCAUAGCAUCAUCUCAAACAUUUGGUUACUCACACCCUGAAAUUCAGCAGUAUAACACACUGCUAUCAACUUUUGAAAGCAAGCUAAGCACAGGGCUUGUAUAUUUUGAGCAGAAGUAUUCCUUGAUUCGCCGCCAUCUGAUUAAUAUGAUUAGUGCUUCUUUGUACAAUUAUGGCCUCGUGUUCAUUGGUUGCCAUAUAUUGCGACAUGACACUUCUGAAGAUAUUUCACAAGGCGAGCCCUUUGCAUUGAACGGAAAUCCAUCCUAUCCUUCACUGCCAAUGCUCCUUUUGAAGGCUAUCGAAGAUUUUACCUAUUUAUUCUCAAGGUAUAACGUGGUUUGUAGGAUGACUUGCUACGACACAGAAGCACACUUCAUUCAGAAAACUGAGGUCGUUGGGAGUAGCUGGUGUUGGUUAAGCUCCUGCAGGUUUUAUAUGAAGGAUCUCUUGCAGUUGGUGUCGAAUAUAAGAACUGGACUGAAAUCUCUCUAUGGUUCUUAUGCUGAAAAUGUUUUACAGACACCCUUAUUUCUUCUUGAUUUAUGCGAGUAUUACAUAUAUUUCGCAUCGGCUUGGUUCCAAAAGAAUUCUAAAAGUCUUAUUCUUGUUUUGAAACCUAUUUUGCUUACAUAUUCCAAUGAAUCUGUAUCAUUUGAGACUAACAUGAAAACUCUGAAUAAGAUCCUUCCUGAAAUAGCUGAGGGGCUGAGUCACAAUGACAUGAUCAUGGAUUUUGAAUCUUCUAUUCAGACCACCAGAUUAACAGUCAAUGAUCAAAGUGGACAUGUUCUGCCGGAAAAGGAUAAAUGGCAAAUUAUACGGGAUUCUUUGUGGGGACUCUUGUCUAGAUUUCUGAAAUACCAAAUUGAUUCAUUGCCUGAGAACCUUGAAGAUAAUUCCUCUGUUUGUCCUCCAUGCAAGCUUUCUUCCUACAUGUCUAGUUUUACAUUACCUGAUCAUGAUAAUGAUAGCAUAAAGGCACAAUUGCAGUUAGUGUCAGUGGUCUUGUCGAAGUUGCUGAAGGUGGAAUCAGAUUAUGCCUUAUCUUAUUGUGCAAAACAGCUUGCAUCAUUCUUGCUGCAGAAAGGGAGGGAUCAUUCAAAUGAAUCUACAAUUUUUUGGUUAGAAGAUCUAUGCAGGUCUACGACUGUAACCAAUUAUCGGGGUCUUGAUCUGGGCAUUGAUGUUUCUAAAAUAAUGAAUAAUGAAGACGGAUUAUCAGCUUUUGAAGUACUAUGGAGUAUGCUUGAUGAUCAGAAAAUGCUAUUAGGAGAUUUUGCAGUGGAAUAUUCCAAGUGGUCUCAGCUUAUUAAGCAGAAACACUCUAAAGGAUGGAGUGAUAUGUUUACAAGCAUCACAGUGGAGUAUGAAGCUUCUGAAAAUGGUAAUCAAGAAGGGAGGCUUGAUACAGCCCUUUCUGCAAAUUCAAUUGUAUAUCCUAUUGACGUCAGGUCUCCUGAUAUCCUUUCUGUAAAUUUUGGAAGUAAAGAUUCAGCCAUAAAAAUGAGACACAUGCCUUUCCAGAAACCUAAAGAAGUACAUAAAAUAAAUGGAGAACUGCUUGAGGCUUUGUGCAUCAAUUCCAUUGAUCAACAACAAGCUGCAAUCGCUAGCAAUAAAAAGGGGAUAAUCUUCUUUAACCGCAAAGAUGGGCAAACUUGCUUUGAUAAGUCCAAAUAUAUCUGGACAGAUGUUGAUUGGCCCAUUGAUGGGUGGGCUGGAUCUGAAUCUAUUCCUGUUCCUACAUGUGUUUCUCCUGGCAUUGGUCUUGGAAGCCGGAAGGGGACGCACCUUGGUUUGGGAGGAGCAACAAUCGGUGUUGGUUUGGCAAGACCAGGAAGAGAGUCCACUGCUGCUGUAAGCACUUCUCUUGGUUGGGAGAUUCAAGAAGAUUUUGAGGAGUUCAUUGAUCCACCUGCAACUGUAGAUAAUAUUAGAACAAGAGCAUUCUCAAGUCACCCUUCAAGACCUUUCUUCUUGGUUGGUUCAAGCAAUACACAUGUAUACCUAUGGGAGUUCGGUAAACAUGCAGCUACAGCUACAUAUGGAGUCCUUCCUGCUGCAAAUGUUCCUCCACCAUAUGCUCUUGCUUCAAUAUCAGCUCUGCAGUUUGAUCAUUGUGGACAGAGGUUUGCUACUGCCGCAUUAGAUGGAACAGUGUGCACGUGGCAACUUGAGGUGGGUGGAAGGAGCAAUGUUCGUCCAACGGAAUCAUCUCUCUGCUUUAACAACUAUACAUCGGAUGUGACCUAUGUUUCUUCAAGUGGAUCAAUUGUUGCUGCAGUAGGUUAUAGCUCCAGCAAUGUUAAUGUUGUUAUAUGGGAUACACUUGCUCCUCCCGCAACAUCUCGAGCUUCCAUCAUGUGUCAUGAAGGUGGUGCGCGCUCCCUUUCUGUAUUUGCUAAUGACAUAGGAAGUGGUUCUGUUUCUCCCCUUAUUGUGACCGGUGGAAAGGGGGGCGAUGUUGGAGUCCAUGAUUUCCGUUACAUAGCCACUGGAAGACCAAAGAGACACAAAAAUUCUGAUAACAGCGAACAAAAGUUCAAUGCAUCUUCAACAGCAGGCUUGCAAAACAAACAUGGGGAUCAGAAUCGAAAUGGGAUGCUGUGGUACAUACCAAAGGCUCAUUCAGGGAGUGUUACCCGAAUAUCGGCUAUUCCAAAUACCAGUUUUUUCUUGACUGGAAGCAAAGAUGGAGACGUGAAGCUUUGGGAUGCUAAGAGGGCAAAGUUGGUAUAUCACUGGCCAAAAUUGCACGAUAAACACACCUUUCUUCAACCUAGCUCACGAGGCUUCGGAGGAGUUGUUAGGGCUGCUGUGACGGAUAUUCAAGUCGUUUCUAAUGGUUUUCUUUCAUGUGGGGGAGAUGGUUCUGUUAAGUUGGUUCAGCUUAGAGAUAUAUAGUAUGACCAGUUGUUCCAUCUGUUCAUGUCGUGUUCAUCACCGACUUCACCAUCGUUCUUCGUGGUAUCUUUCCAUUUUCAACCCGGAUCCGUACUUCUUUAGCAUGUAUAUAUAUAGGGUAAAUCAACUUCCAUCACAAUUUUCACAAUAGUUUAUUCACCGAUACGAGAUUUUGUGUAAGGUAUAUGAACAAACUGUUAGAAUCGUAAAAUCAGAUCGAAUUGCUGAGUUGGUUCGGUUUCGGUAUAAUGUAGUUUGCUCUUUGUUGGAAACAUUUUAUUACCAAUUCUUGUAUUUUUUUUUUUCCUGUAACUGUGGGUUUGUGAGGCAAUACCUUACAAAGAAAAUUUUGUUAACUGAUUUUGUUUUUAGUACU
Molecule: messenger RNA, 7549 nt
Organism: Cynara cardunculus var. scolymus (artichoke)
Lineage: Eukaryota; Viridiplantae; Streptophyta; Magnoliopsida; Asterales; Asteraceae
Exons: 17
Coding region: 85-7173 (2362 amino acids)
Biological process (GO): vacuolar acidification
Cellular component (GO): RAVE complex
Molecular function (GO): protein binding
Source: RefSeq, a predicted model, not a curated record